AUGUCCGUGGUGCCGCCCAACCGUUCGCAGACCGGCUGGCCCCGCGGGGUGAACCAGUUCGGGAACAAGUACAUCCAGCAGACGAAGCCGCUCACGCUGGAGAGGACCAUUAACCUGUAUCCUUUGACCAACUACACCUUUGGCACGAAGGAGCCCCUCUAUGAGAAGGACAGCUCGGUGGCAGCUCGCUUCCAGCGCAUGCGGGAGGAGUUCGACAAGAUCGGCAUGAGGCGGACGGUGGAAGGGGUUCUGAUUGUCCACGAGCACAGGCUGCCCCACGUGCUGCUGCUGCAGCUGGGCACUACCUUCUUCAAGCUACCUGGUGGUGAACUCAAUCCAGGAGAAGAUGAGGUGGAAGGGCUCAAACGUUUGAUGACAGAGAUACUGGGUCGUCAGGAUGGUGUUCAGCAAGACUGGGUGAUUGAUGACUGCAUUGGCAACUGGUGGAGACCAAAUUUUGAACCUCCACAGUAUCCCUAUAUCCCAGCUCACAUUACAAAACCAAAAGAGCACAAAAAGCUUUUCUUGGUGCAGCUUCAAGAAAAGGCUCUGUUUGCAGUUCCCAAAAAUUACAAGCUGGUUGCUGCACCGUUGUUUGAGCUCUAUGACAAUGCCCCAGGAUAUGGCCCCAUUAUUUCCAGCCUUCCUCAACUUUUGAGCAGGUUCAACUUCAUUUACAACUGAAUUUCCUGCCUAACCUGGAGAGCCUGACAGAAGAAGCCGUCUCUGUGAGCACAGCUGUACAAAUGUAGAGGAAAAAGAACUGAAGUGUGACACAAGGAUCUGAUGAUUUUUGGGGUUUUGUUUUCUUUGGUUGUUGUUGUCAUUCUUUUCCUGAAGGCCACUGAACUUUUCUCCUGUAUUGAUUAGAGAAGUGAAAUCUCAGCUGUUUAGGUAGCAGGCUAGCAGAGUGGUAUCAGUGUUGGAAUCACUUUUUUUUUCAUUGUAAUACU
This is a messenger RNA of Indicator indicator, 953 nucleotides long. RefSeq names its product nudix hydrolase 21 (gene NUDT21). The coding region runs from base 1 to 684 and encodes 227 amino acids. Gene Ontology annotation, molecular function: mRNA binding. Lineage: Eukaryota; Metazoa; Chordata; Aves; Piciformes; Indicatoridae. The transcript has 7 exons. The record is from RefSeq and is a predicted model, not a curated record. Gene Ontology annotation, cellular component: mRNA cleavage factor complex.